Molecule: messenger RNA, 5142 nt
Organism: Varanus komodoensis (Komodo dragon)
Lineage: Eukaryota; Metazoa; Chordata; Lepidosauria; Squamata; Varanidae
Gene: CDK2AP1
Product: cyclin dependent kinase 2 associated protein 1
Exons: 4
Coding region: 3603-3944 (113 amino acids)
Cellular component (GO): cytoplasm; nucleus
Source: RefSeq, a predicted model, not a curated record
GUCAUUUCCUUUUGAUUUUCUUUUAUUUUCCAUAGAUCCUCCUGCUCAAUGGGGGCAAAGUUCCUUUCAGUUUAACUUUGUUCCUUGUAAAAAGGUGCCAAUAUCUAAGACUGUAUUAAAUUCUACAGCCGUCUUGACUUAAAGAGGAAUUAUUCUGAGGAUAAGUAAAGGCAAAUUGAAGAUGAAACAAUCCCAUUUGUCCCUCAGGUUGCCCUUUAACAUCUCUUUAAUGACAGAAAUUAAACCUGUGAUUCCCCUUCACCCCCUCAUUGCUAUAUUGCCCUGAUAGGGAAAACUUAACCUCUUUCAUUUUGAUGCGUCGGUCUGCUUUUAAAGCCCAUGAGCCAGUCCAGCAAGAUACACACAAUUGUACAAUUGGCAUUCAAGAUGCAGAGGUAUAGCUAUCCAAUGAUGUGCUUAGUAAAAUGAAUGUAAUAUCUAAUUGCAAAAUCUGGCAUGUUAUUUUAGCAAUGAGGUAGAUCAAAACCUUUGCUCCUGAUCCAGAUGGGGGAGAAGUGCUCUCUUUCUGCCUGGCAGAAUCAGACCGAGAACGACUUGCCUCCACUGGAAUUUGGAAACUCCCUUGUAUCGAGCAUGGCUAUUUAUCCGUCCAACCCAGAACUGUCUACCCUGACUGGCAGCUGCUCUCCAGGGUCCCAAGUAGAAAAGAGUUAUUAGCACUGGGCCAUACCUGGAUGUUGGAUACAGAAGCUCAUGGUCAAUUUCUCAGGUUCUUGCACAUUCUUGGAGGAGUUUGUGCAGGAGAAUAUCCCCACAGACAGGAACUUAAGUUCCUCCUGUCCCGAGGUUGGGCAGUCGCGCUCAAAUGUUUUACUUUGUGUAAGUUACAUUGUGUGUUUGCUUGCUUGGGAACACACAAUUAUUUCUGUCCAGAUGUCUCAUUCUGGUUUGACUGUAGGAAAUUCCAAACGGCCCAAGAUGAGAACAUUUUCUUUUCAUUGUAAAUAGACGAUGGACAUCACUGAGAGAAAGAAAGAAAAUCCCGGGAGCAGCAGGACCUUAGUUUUCAACAGAAGCCCGUCUCUCUUACCCUGCCACAGCUCUGGAUCUUGUGUUGGAAUUCUGUCGAUUCCCCCCCCCCCGCCCCAAAAAAAGCCCUUCAGCAUUUCUUUUGUCCUCCCUUUUGGAUGGCAGAGUAAUUGUGACAUUUGGGGUGUGCUUGGAAUGAGAGAGAAAGCCAUCUGCCACAUCUAAGAGAUGAUUGAGGCGCUUGGAUGAGUCUCUCCAAAUCCAUUCUGCUCUUUAACAAUACCUGGGAAUAAUUGCAGGGUUUAUUAAUAUUUUAAGACAGAGGGUUGUGGCACAGCCAUGUUCAAGGGUGCUCAGAAUGUCCCUGGUUAUCCUGCGUACUUUCUUGCCAUCAUUCUUCUAUUGAGAAACCCUAGGUGCAAAGGGGCGGGAGAGGAGUGCUCAUCCGUUUCCAAAAUGGUUUCUCUGUCUGCGUUGUGUACCAGCCUUUCCUCUCGCUAGUACUAAUGCCAGCACCCUGGCUUAAGGCCAAGGGAGUUAGACAAAGGCGCUCUAGCAAGUGAAUAUAUCAGAUUCGCAGUGAUAGGACUACAAAUGCUCUUGCGCUCGGAGUGGACAGCAGUUCAGGGCUGGAGGGGCCAGUUCUCAGGAGUCCAGAUUAAAAGCUUCCUUCUUCACCACACACACUAAAAAUUCAGGCUUGUGACUUAGGCUCCGCAUCUAAUUUUUUUCCUUAAAAUCAACAGCUGACAGAAGGUAAAGCGAGCAAUUGUUUGCCUGCUUUUCUAGCCUGGGUUUUUUUUUUUUAAAGCCUGCAGAAAAAUUCCCUGAAUGGUUCCUUUGUUGAAUUUCUUCCUAUUAGGCAGGUGUCAAAGAACAGGAACCCUGUUCAAAGAAACGGGUGGAAGGGAAGGAUGGAUGGAAGGAGGUAAUUCAAACUCAACUAUCUGGGACUGAGAAAUCCUGGGUUGCUCUCCUGCUCCUGUGGAGCUGCACAGGCAAACCGGGUUUCUCAAGUUUGAAGGUCACUGUGCAGACUUCCCCGGCACGGCACUCUCCAGAUGUGCCGGUCGACAUCUCCCCUUGGCCAUGCUGGCUGGGGAUGGUGGGAGUUCUAGUGCAACACAUCUGGAAGAAACAAAGUUGGGGACAGCCGCCAGACAGCCGGAGCCUCCGAGAACUAGGCUUUUAUGGGCUGCUUGACUUCCUGCAGUUAAUUCCCCACUUCACUUUUACUGUUUCUAGCAAGGGGGUGGGCAGCAGCUCUUGUAACCUUUGCAUGAAAGAAAAAGGACCAUUCGUAUUAUACUGCUAAGGAGUCUGACCUCUGCAAAGAGUGUCUCUGAUUUGUCCUUGAUACACGCUCCCGCCCUUGUGUACCUCUAGCGCUGCUCCCACCAUUAUCUCCCACCGCUCUCCACCAUUUAGGUUACCAGCUUUUUCAAGAAUGUUGCUACUGUGCCUUUAACAGCCCAACCCAUGGAAGUUAAGUAGGUGAGACCUUUCUGUGGUAGAGAGAAAAAGCAGCAGGCAAGGCAGAACUCCUGUGUAUCCCACUACCUCUAAGGGCACAUGAGCAUCACCAGUAAAAAAAAAAACAACAGGUUGGUAACGACAUUUCCAUGUUCUGUUCUUGUUUUCCUGCAACUGUGGCUGCUGGCUGCUGCCAUCUUUUGUUUUAGCAGAGCUCCUGAGCCUUGCUCAGCUGGAAGGUGAAUCUACAUACUUGUGCUGGGAAAAAAUGAAGGCCUGACUAAUUUCCACUUUUUGUUUGGCUUUUAAAACCAUUCCAGAAAAGAUGUUAGCAACUAUUGUCACUAUAUUGUUGUCCAAAUACCCACGAAAGGUUUAGUGUAAAGCAGAUGCUAACAUUAUUGAGUGAUAGGCACUGCUGUCCAGAACUUGCUUGCCAAAAUAAUUUACCUCUUUUGAAACAACAUUAAACAAAAAACAGGCCUGAGGACUUCAUAAAAUCAAACGGGGACAAGAGAGCAGCUAAGAUCAAGUACUUUUUAAACAAUAGCAACCUAGCAUCAAAUUAUCAGCAAGACUUACGAGAUUAAAAACAAACAAUCAGGGUGUUUCAGCUUGUGCCUGCAAGAUCAAAUUGCUUUCGACUUCCUUAGGCUUGAAAGAGAACCAAACACCCCUGGGAAACAGGCUUCCCCAGUCAGGUGCAAACACCGAAAAGGCCCUGGAACUUCGGGAAGGGAACGUACGUGCAGCAGGGCCUCAUGGGGCGGUCUUGGUGCAGCAGAGGCUCCUCCAAAGCCUUCUGAGCCCCCCCCCCACCUUGCUGCAUCCUGGCACGUCCCCUGGCGCGACGCGCAUAGGACAAGCCGGACGGCGAGCCCUGCUUCCCAGCCGCGCCAGGGCUGCGACCGGGAGUCUUUCUCCUGCCAUCCCUGAGCAAGACUGGCUACAUGUUGAUCUCCUCCAUUCCUCCCACCCUCCCCACCCCUCCAGCUGGUCUUAGCUGGCACGACUAGGAACGCGGCCAUCUGCAUUGCGCAAGGGGGCCUGGCACUGCAGCCAAAUCCACCCCCCGGCUUUUGUUCUUGGGGCUCGCUGCGGCGGCGCUGAUAAGGCGCGCUCUGUGAUCAACUGCCGCUAUGUCUUACUACGUUUUCGAGGCAGACAGCAAAGGGACAGCUGGGAGCGUUCACUCUCCUUCCACAAGCAUGGCAGGUUCAGGACAAUAUAGACAACUUAUAAAUGACUACGGACCCCCAUCUUUAGGCUACACGCAAGGAGUGCAGGGAACUAGCAGCAGCCAAGUACCACAGAGCAAAUAUGCAGAACUUUUGGCCAUCAUAGAAGAAUUAGGAAAAGAAAUUAGGCCUACCUAUGCUGGAAGUAAAAGUGCCAUGGAAAGGCUAAAACGAGGCAUCAUUCACGCGAGAGGACUAGUUCGAGAAUGUUUGGCAGAGACUGAGCGGAAUGCUAGAUCCUAGCCUAGUCCAGGCUGCAAGGUUUUCCAUCCCUUUUUACAAAAGCGAGACCACCAUUUCCUCUGGAGACGGCAUUCAUAUCUGGACAAAUCCCUUAAUUUGACUGUUCUACUUCUCCCUGUCCUGCGACACUGGCCGGCCUUUUCAAGAUCAUGGGCGGGAAUCCAAAGAGCUACUUGGGAAACAGCCAAGGGGUCCUCUACCCAGCUGGCCAUUUGGAUUCCACCCCCACCACAUCUCCCCCGUGCUGUAAUGCAAACAGAUUUCCAAGCUCCGCGUGGUUCCAGAAAUGGUUCACUAUCAAGCUUGGUGCUUGAAAGUCCAAAGUCCCCUUGGGCAAAUGGAACUCAUCAUGGUUUUUUGGAUCCUGGCCUUAGUCAAGAAGAACAAGAUUUUCCGCCCUCCCGUUAAACAUGAAGUUUGCAACAUUGCAUUUAAGUUGGGACACACCCUGAAUUAGUUUGGAAGUUUUAAGAGAAAAUUCCUGCAUACAGAGUCCUUUCUCGACCCUGUCGUUCUUCUCCUGUCUCAUGAAAGGAAUCUCAUAAAAUCCAGUGGUUUUCAGACUGCGUUAUAGGGGAUGGGCACCUCAGAAGUGUUUUUGAGGUUCCUCACUGAUGAGAGAGAUCACGAUCAGCUGACAGGGUCCCUGCCAGGCAGUUUCUGUCCCAUUAGCGAUCUUUGCCUACAAUGGAUAAGGGAGCAUUAGCCAUGUUCUAAGUUGCACUGUACGUCCAUGAGGGAUAUGGGCUGGGGCUGGCCAGUACCCCACAUGGAUGAUGUCUGAAAGUCUGCGAAAGAACCCACUUUGGAAUCCUCUAAAAUGUGUGAGGUUUUGUUUUGGUUUUUUUUUUCAAUGGAAAAGUCAGUGCAGAAAUGGUUCCUUGAAAGUUAGCAAGUUUGGAAACUAUUGUUCUUAAUCCCAAAAUUCAGCUUGUCUCACAAUUAAAGCAUUUGCAGGAUAUGUCCACGCAGACAAAAUCACCUUUUAUUUUUCCCAGUCAGUGGCCUUCCUGUGCUCAAAAGGAUCCCACCUUUGCAUGGCCAUGAGGGUUUUGGAAUCCAUUAAAAGUGCAUGAGUUCUACAAAAACCUAUCACAGAACCCCAAUGGUAAUUCUGCUCCCCACCAGAUUUAAACAAUAACUUUUCAUCUUUGUAUGUAUUUAUUACGUGAUGUAAUAAAGCUUAUUUUCAGAACAA